Aspergillus saccharolyticus JOP 1030-1 is the source of this 2111-nucleotide messenger RNA. Its product is annotated as cystathionine beta-lyase STR3. The record is from RefSeq and is a predicted model, not a curated record. The coding region runs from base 454 to 1758 and encodes 434 amino acids. NCBI's taxonomy places the organism in Eukaryota, Fungi, Ascomycota, Eurotiomycetes, Eurotiales, Aspergillaceae. Gene Ontology annotation, biological process: transsulfuration; 'de novo' L-methionine biosynthetic process. The transcript has 3 exons. Gene Ontology annotation, molecular function: pyridoxal phosphate binding. Gene Ontology annotation, cellular component: cytoplasm.
AAAGGAUUUGCAUUCUUGCCUACAAUAUGGCUGACUCAUACUGCUCAAUUGUUUUGUUAUGGAUCAGGUGAUGUGACUUUCCCUCAAUGGGCUUAGUAAAUGACGACAUCGCGACCAUGGCGGCUCAGCCAAUGAUAGGAGAGUGUGGUCCGGGUCUCUUUGCAUCCACCGACUCGGACUCGCGUCCAGCCAGACGGCGGCUAGUGGAUGUGACUCUUCUGGGGAAGACCAUAUUUUGUUCCCUCCGUCUUUCUUCAUCUCCUCGACUCCCAAACAUUCUUUCUUCUGCUAUUUUUGGCCAGCUUUUCUUUUUUCUUUUCUUUGCUUGCCCAUUGCUGCCAAUCCUAAGAUUUUAAAUUGAUUGAUCUUCUUGCGCUGUAUACCACCUGUCUCACAUCUCAAUUCUUCCUCCCUCCUAGUUCUGCUCCCGCCAAUCCUUCCGUCCCCGCAGCGAUGUCGGCCUCAGGAUCCGGUGCUGAUUCCAGCGCUGCUAAGAAGGCGUACCCUAGCGUUGACCUUGAGGGACACAAUCUGCCCCCUUCUCCUGCUCCUUCUAGCCCCCAUGGUGGCAGACGAUACAACAUCGCCACCGAGCUGGUCUAUACGGACAGCAAUGAUCAAUACAACGCCAGCAGUGUUCCAAUUUACCAGAGUGCCACUUUCAAGCAAACCUCCGGCGCAGGAGGCGGCGAAUACGAUUACACUCGCUCCGGAAAUCCCACCCGAACUCACCUGGAGCGGCACCUGGCCAAGAUCAUGUCGGCUCAGCGCGCCUUAGUCGUCUCUUCCGGUAUGGCUGCACUGGAUGUGAUCACCCGCUUGCUUCGUCCUGGCGAUGAGGUUGUUACCGGCGAUGAUCUUUACGGAGGAACCAACCGCCUCCUGAAGUAUCUGUCUACCAACGGCGGAAUUAUCGUGCACCAUGUGGAUACCACCGUCCCGGAGAAAGUGCGCGAGGUCUUGAGCUCGAAGACAGCCAUGGUCUUGCUCGAGACUCCGACCAACCCUCUGAUUAAAAUUGUCGACAUCCCUCAGAUCGCUGCGGCUGCCCAUGAGGCCAACCCCAAUUGCCUUGUCUCCGUCGACAACACCAUGAUGUCGCCUCUUCUCCUCAACCCACUUGACCUGGGGGCUGAUAUUGUUUACGAGAGUGGUACAAAGUAUCUAUCGGGUCACCACGAUCUCAUGGCUGGUGUGAUCGCCGUGAACGACUUGGCUCUUGGCGAGCGUCUCUAUUUUCCCAUCAAUGCAUCCGGCUGCGGUUUGUCGCCGUUCGACUCGUGGUUGCUGCUGCGCGGAGUCAAGACUCUGAAGGUGCGCAUGGACCAGCAGCAGGCGAAUGCACAGCGCAUUGCCGAAUACCUCGAGACCCAUGGCUUCAAGGUGCGCUAUCCCGGUUUACGGUCGCAUCCUCAAUACGAGCUUCAUCACUCGAUGGCUCGCGGUUCGGGGGCGGUUCUCUCAUUCGAGACGGGCGAUGUGGGUAUUAGCGAACGGAUUGUCGAAAGCGCCAAGCUGUGGGCGAUCAGCGUGAGUUUCGGCUGCGUGAAUAGCCUGAUCAGUAUGCCCUGCCGCAUGAGCCAUGCCAGCAUCGACGCCAAGACGCGGAAGGAGCGAGCGAUGCCGGAGGAUCUCAUUCGAUUGUGUGUGGGUAUCGAGGAUGUGGAUGAUCUCAUUGAUGACCUGCAGCGCGCGCUGGUGCAAGCUGGCGCCGUCAACGUCAGCUUGGAUGGGAUCCAGGCGAACACGUCCAACUGAGCUACAAAUGCAUAAUGAUACUGGGAAAUGGUGCGUUGGGCCUUGACGGACGCAAAACGCUGCAAGAGAGGGGUUUAUUAAUGAAUUGGGAGACAAUCGAUCAUUUUAUCUUAUUUGUGUCGGGCGUUUGGAGCAUAUUAUCUGAUUUGUAUGUUGACAAGACCAAACCUGGAAGAAAAGACAUGAUAUAUCCAGCAACAAUUUUUUUUUUUUUGUUUUUUUAUCGGGGGUGGACCACAAGGGAUAAGUCGCUAGAAUUGUCGGCAUUUCAAAUAGCCAUCCAUUGAUUAAUACUAUCGCGUCGGCCGGCAUCGGAGGACAUUUCCCGAGGUGUAUCCAAUUUAUGCCGAUCG